CGAUCCAUUCGGUUCUUUUCCGCCGACGUCGAUCAUCCGCCUUCCGCCGAGUCGACAAUUAUCGGGCCGUCUCCGCCCCAUCUUUAUCCGUCAUCCGACUUUGCUACCACCACCGCCAUCAUGUUCGCCAGGGACGCCAAUGGACACACUGUCCAGCUCCUCAACGAUGAUGAGCCUCAAAAAGCCCCCCAGGUCCAGUAUCAGCCGAUGCCUUACCGCGCGCCAUCCAGCUUUGGACAACCCUAUCACCCCGCCUUGACCAGGAGUAUCUCGUCGUCGCCAAACACCCCAGAGCUGCUCCGAUCCGACUCCUAUGACUCUCAAAUGAGCAACGAGCCCAUCUCUCCCAUGACUCCCAUCUAUGACUAUAGCCGGGGUUACCCUAUCGAUACUCGGCCUUAUGAGGACUACUCGGACGCCCACAGCUACAUUGGUGCGAAGAGGCCGCGUACCAUGAGCGACAGCAGAUCCAUGUCUUACGAGGAUGAUGCUGCCAGCCCGGCGGCCACCGAAAGGACCGGCAAGCGGUAUCCGUGCAGGUAUCGGGACAGCCAUGGCUGUGAGAAGACCUUUACCACAUCCGGCCACGCUUCGAGGCAUUCCAAGAUUCACACCGCCGAAAAGGCUGUCCCCUGCUCGUUCCAAGGCUGCACCAAGAAGUUCACACGGGCCGACAACAUGAAGCAGCAUCUGGAAACACACUACAAGGACAAGUCGCGCUCCUCUACCCGACCAUCUCUAGCUGGAGAGCGCAAGUCUUCUUCCUCAGGAAAGUCCUCCCGAUCCAAGUCAACAACGUCAGUAACAACCGUCACCACUGCCGCUAGCCCAGCCGCACUACCACUCACACCUGGGGUUGGGAGUGCCUGGGACAUGCGUGGACUCAACCUUCCUCUUCUGAGCCCCUCGAUCGCCAUGCCAACACCGAGUAGCGGGCUAGACGCUUUGGCUAUGGCAGUUGCCUGCCAAGAAGGGUCUUCUUAGUCAAUUUUACAUCUUAAUAUGACCCUUUUCUUCUUUUAGCUCUGCGUCGGUGUUUCUCGGAGGAUUGAGCAUCGUGUGUCUCGCCACUGCCAGCUGACAGGCGUGUUUGAUGUCACACAUG
Messenger RNA from Neurospora tetraspora, 1105 nucleotides. RefSeq lists its product as uncharacterized. Lineage: Eukaryota; Fungi; Ascomycota; Sordariomycetes; Sordariales; Sordariaceae. Gene Ontology annotation, biological process: regulation of transcription by RNA polymerase II. The record is from RefSeq and is a predicted model, not a curated record. Bases 121 to 984 code for a protein of 287 amino acids. The transcript has a single exon. Gene Ontology annotation, cellular component: nucleus. Gene Ontology annotation, molecular function: RNA polymerase II cis-regulatory region sequence-specific DNA binding; DNA-binding transcription factor activity, RNA polymerase II-specific.